AUGUGUUCCUCGUCCAUAAACGAGAGCACCCCCCUCAUGGCCGAUAUGUCACAUGACGCGGCCAUGUACACCUUGCCUCCCCCUUCCGCUCUCUCUCGUUCUAUUCCACAAGAAAACUUAGAUGUUGAAGUAAAUGCAUUUACUGCUGCUCCGAUCAAACCUGAAUCCAUCAUCUCCAUGGGAGUUCGCAUUUAUCAUGAACGUUCUGCAUCACCUUCAUACGACCGGGUUACUUGUGAUCUUGUUUCUCCACCUCUCUGUGGAUCCUUCAACUUGCUUCAUGUCUUGAAGUUUUCGGACGGAACCAAAUGGAUCCUUCGAAUUCCUAUGGAAGGCCCGGAAGGAUUCCCUACCGAUGGGCGUCAACUGGAAUCGGAGGUGAAGACGAUGCGUUUCAUCCGCCAAAACACCACUAUUCCCAUUCCUGACAUUAUUAGCUUUGAUGGCACAACCGAAAAUGAGAUUGGAUGGCCUUAUUUCAUGAUGGAAUUUGUUGAGGGCACUCCUGUUUCUAGAAUAUGGUUCGAUGAGACUGGAAAAACUCCGCUCGAGGAGCGACGUCACAGGAUCUUGGACACACUCGCUGGUGCCAUGUCCCAGCUGAAGGAUUUUAGCUUCAACAGAAUUGGAUCUCUUCAAUUUGAUGAUGACCCACGAUCAGAUUUAUUCCUCACCCCAAAUACAGGCCCGAUAAGCACAAUCGACGAACAGAACGAAAUGGCCCAGCGCAGAGAAGGAGUGGAUACUGGCCCUCUAUUCAAAAUGAUUGGCCCGUUUACCAAUUCGCAAGAAUACCUUACCGCUUUGUUGGACGGACAGGGUUCUCCAGAAAGUCCUUACUCAAUUGGAAUGCACAAAUUACUUAGAAUGAUGAUCAAAUGUCUCCCGCUUUCACAGCCUGAUAAAGGCGAAGAAUCAUUCGAGAUCGCUCACCCAGACUUUGGUGGCCAGAAUUUUCUUGUAUCUGAGGACGGAACCCUGACCGCUGUUAUUGAUUGGGAUAACGUCCACACUUCCCCUUUAUGGAUCGGAUGUCGUUCGUAUCCAGCAUGGCUCACCCGAGACUGGGACCCCAUAAUGUACGGCUAUGGCAAUCCGAAUUGCGUAUCCGAAGAUUCUCCAGAAAAGCUCGAAGCAUAUCGCAAAUACUACGCGGAAAAGAUGGCCUCUUUGGGUAGUGCCAGGUUUACUACCAAAUCUCAUCUCUACGAGUCUAUCGCCAUUGCUGCAUCUAGUCCACUUUGUAUCUAUGAGAUUGUAGACAAGUUCUUUCACCACAUGUUUCCGGAGGAGGCUCAAGAAUCUUCCGAUGACGAAAGUGAGGAUGAUACCGAUGAGGAUGAUAGUCAAGACGGCGAUGAUGCGAACGACGAUGACGAAAACGAUUCCAAAAAAGACAAGAACGAGGAGGUUGAGGAUGAUUCCGAGGAGGAGGACGACAACGAAGAAGAGGACGACGAUGAGGUUCCAGGUUUGUGGAAGGUUACUCAAGCGCUGGCUGGCGACGGUCUGAGCAAAAAGGUCGAGCAAAAAAUAAUCUCUAAAAUGCAAGAUUUGCUCUCGCUUCCAGAAGACAUCUCAACCAUCUCGGUGAUUCACACAAUUUCCAAGGCUGCAAAGAUCCGGCAGUUCAUUGGAAAGUGGACCGGAGCCACACUACUCUUCUCUUACUGCGCAUCUAUUCUUCCUGCCGGUGUGUCCUCAGCAAUCAAGAAAUGGCCUGGCUUCUUCAACUUUCUGCGGGGGCCUCGUGUCAAAACAAACGUGUCUAUGGUUUAA
Messenger RNA from Morchella sextelata, 1779 nucleotides. RefSeq lists its product as uncharacterized. NCBI's taxonomy places the organism in Eukaryota, Fungi, Ascomycota, Pezizomycetes, Pezizales, Morchellaceae. The record is from RefSeq and is a predicted model, not a curated record. The transcript has 3 exons. The coding region runs from base 1 to 1779 and encodes 592 amino acids.